Messenger RNA from Colletotrichum graminicola M1.001, 1275 nucleotides. RefSeq lists its product as uncharacterized. The coding region runs from base 1 to 1275 and encodes 424 amino acids. The record is from RefSeq and is a predicted model, not a curated record. Lineage: Eukaryota; Fungi; Ascomycota; Sordariomycetes; Glomerellales; Glomerellaceae. The transcript has a single exon.
AUGGAUCCAACCGAGGAUAAAACUAUCUUGCUGGACCACAAGCACAUUUAUGCUCGAGGCACCCGCCUCAUUCUCAGCCCUCACAAGCCGCUUCGCCCUUACGGCUCAAACCUGUACCCGAUCCCAGAAGGGAUGACAGAGGAAGACAUGAUGUUGCCUCGGGAGGAGGAGACGUACUCGCUACGCCAACAGGUUUUCGACCGCAGAAAUGCGCCUCGGAAAAGUAAGAACUAUCGGCAUGACAAGGAUGCCGAAAUGGAGGUUACUAUUGUAGACAUGAUUGUCGGUAGCCCGGGUCCCGGCUACCGCCCUGGUUCUCAGAAGCUCUUGUGCCGCGUCAGUAAAGCACCAUCUACCUCCCCAAGCAAGCAAGAGCAGGAGAUGCCAUCCACAGGGCAGUACCUUUUCCUAAAGGUUUACGAUGCCUUGUUCUGGCACAAGCACCUUGAAAUCACUGAGCGUAACAUCAAAGUUACAAUCCUUGCCGACUCGGCCUUUAGUGACGAGUUUGGAGUUUAUCACUUUCUCCACCAAAAAGGGCUUACUGGAUUCGACCACAGACGCACUGGAUACGCCGCUAUCGCUUCGCGGUUCUAUGGAGGGUGGAAAACCAGUGUUACGAGUCUGAGUGACGAAUUCUCAAAGAAAUCCCGACAAGUUGCUAUUCUUGCACUCGAGUAUGUUGACGGCGUCUCUCUGGCAUAUCUGUUCAAGGCUUCUGGCCCUUCGCAGCGAACAGUCACGCUCUAUCAAGACAAACCACCGACGAGAAGCUUUCACACCAACCAAGAUCAGCGCAUGCAGAUUGUUGCUCAGCUUUUGAAUGGCAUUGUCUCACAGGAGUACCUCGGUCUUGAUGGUGCCGAGCUCCACCCAGAGAAGGUCAUCAUCACGAUGAAAAGCUUGGACAAAUAUCUGUCAAAACCACGGGCAGUUCUUGUUGGCUAUAGACAGGCAAUCCUUGACAAAUUACGGACAGAGCCCGCCCAGGCGUGGGCGGAAUUCGACAAGAAACUUCACCCAAUCACACGAUUCUCGUGGGAGAUUUUGGAAGACUUUGAAGGAUGGAUUCCUGCCAAGUGGAAACCCCCUGAAGACGACCCGGACGACACUCCAGAUCUAGAUUACUGGUUUGUUACAACAUUCGGCACUAUAAAGCGAACCAACCCUGAUUAUGCAGCCUUUACCCGCAGGAAGCCGCGUGCUGUUGCCAUGCCUGAGGAAACAAGCACUGCGUCCGGGAACACUGGCGCCGAGAUGAAGGAAGAGCCCUAG